Cotesia glomerata is the source of this 1842-nucleotide messenger RNA. Its product is annotated as trace amine-associated receptor 9. The coding region runs from base 316 to 1572 and encodes 418 amino acids. Gene Ontology annotation, molecular function: corazonin receptor activity. The transcript has 9 exons. The record is from RefSeq and is a predicted model, not a curated record. Gene Ontology annotation, biological process: neuropeptide signaling pathway. Lineage: Eukaryota; Metazoa; Arthropoda; Insecta; Hymenoptera; Braconidae. Gene Ontology annotation, cellular component: membrane.
AGGGACGUUUUUUCAAAAGUGAUAAAAGUCAAAUGCAAUUUCAACGUAUCUUGAAUAUUUACAAUGAAAUUGAGUGCCGAAACAUAAAACUCGGUUUAUGUUUUAUGGUGGAGUGAAUAAAAAAUUCCGAUAAAUUUCGGGAAAUAAAAAAAUAAUUGCAACAGUGAUCGUUGAUGGUAGUGGUAAUGGUAGAAAAUUUGUUUGACACUGGUGGUGGUGGUAAGAAGACUCGGAAAAAAAGGAGGGGUGUAAGCUUAAGCUGAAGCUCAAACAGAGGGCGAGCCGAAUAGAAACUGAAGGAAAGGUAUCUGAAGAAUGUUAGAGCAUCAGACACCAACUUUAUUACCACCGGCUUUCAAUAACAGCAGCUGUUGGCCUACUGACGCCGGGCAUAAAUUUACACACUGGCCAACACCGGGACCUGGACAAUUACUGCGCGCGACCUUGAUACUUUUCUUGAGUAUCGGAAUUCUGGUCGCCAAUUUGCUGGUCAUCUGCGUCAUUAACAGCCGUCGGUACAGCAAAUACAUCCAUGCACAGCCAAAGUAUCUGCUAACGAGUCUAGCCAGUAAUGACCUUGCAAUUGGCGUAUUAGUCACGCCAUUUGGAUUUUUACCAGCAGUUUACGGGUGCUGGCCCUAUGGUGAAUUGGUCUGUCAAAUUCAGGCACUUUUACGGGGUGCACUCACGCAGCAAAGUGCAGUUAUUCUUGUUUGUAUGGCAAUCGAUCGCUACGUUUGUAUGCUGCAUCCCCAUCGUUAUCAUCGGCACUCUUCAAAAAAGUACUACAUGCGUCAAGGUUGCAUGGCUGUCAUGUCUACGACUUGGAUUGCCAGCAUCGCAAUAUUUGGGAGCCUUGUUCUACCCAGUGGAGGAUACUACUUCAACAGUUCGGGUCUGCUGGCUUGUGAUCCAUUUUUUGCUCGGCCAUCUUUCAGAAUCCUCGCGUGCUGUUGUUUCUAUUUUCCGACAACUAUGGUGCUCAUGUAUUGCUACGGCUCAGCGUUUCAUGUCAAUAAAUUACGAUUAAAACGCGUUGUUUGCGUUAACACACCGGAAGUUGUCAGCGGCAGUAACAUUGAAAGGCUAGUAGCACACGAGAGAAGACUGUCAACAUCAGCCUCGAGAACAAUGGCGGCAAUGAGUCUUGGUUUUAUUGUGAUGGUGACCCCAUGGACAAUACAGGAAGUUGUGGUCGCGUGUACAGGAAGCAAACCGCCGCCAUUUCUAGACUUCCUUGCCACGUGGCUCGCGCUGUCAAAUAGCUUUUGGAAUCCAUUUCUCUACUGGCUUCUCAACAAUCAUUUUCGGCGCAUCUCACGCGAGAUUAUCAAUACCAAGAUUUUCUGCCGGCGAAAACAAUUGGGUCCAAACAAAAACUGCUGUGCGACUAGCACCGGAGGACUAGACGUCUGCAGUAUCGGCGGCUUCGAUAUUUCAGGUAUCGAUCGAUGUUCGAUAGAUCAUUCUUCGCUAGCACGGUGUUCAACGCCGUCAUUAGUGACUCCACCCCUACCUUGGGAAUUAAAUUAUCAGAGCAUCGUCGGGGUUAAUGAAUUAUCAAUAACGUGAAAUAGGGAUGCCGCCACGCAAACCGAAGAAAUUCUAUCUUCCGACGACGAUGCCAGUUAGAUAUUUCUUCUGUUAGUUUUUUUUUUUUUUUUUUUUUUUUUUAUUUUUUUCUUAAUUUUUGCGUGGUGGCAUUAUUAUUAUUAUCAUCAUUAUUUUUAUAAUUUUUUUUUUUAAUGCGAAUAUCUAAUGAAACAUACAGUAUUAAUAAUAAAAAAAUUUUUUUAAAUGUCUUUUUAGUCAUAAUAGCACUGCCUUAAUUAAUGAAGAAAA